AAUCCCAAUAACAAGUACUUUAUUGAAAAGUUGCGUAAUCAACAAAAGCUAACUUAUAAUAAGUAUUAUGGGAUCGCAGUUCUAGCAGAAACUCGUUGGAAUAGUUAUUAUAUGGUGGCGAUCAGUCUUUUGAAAAGUCAACAAGCAUUGAAGAAAGCAAGUGAUAACUAUACCUCAAUUGAAGGCUUUGAUGAAGAAGAAGAAGUAAUGGAUUCAAGUUCUUUGAAAUUGGCGGACAUAGAAAAUAAGAAUAAAAAAAUUUUAGAAAUUAAUUAUACUGUUCAUCCAGCAGUUGAUUCGAAUACUAAGUAG
Messenger RNA from Dentiscutata erythropus, 312 nucleotides. Lineage: Eukaryota; Fungi; Glomeromycota; Glomeromycetes; Diversisporales; Gigasporaceae. The record is from the annotation of a GenBank genome assembly.